AUGGAGCUGGGCGAAAGUCUCUUGCUUUUGCUGGUAGUUUGCAUUUCAGCCUCGGUUCUCAUCUCAGCAUGGAGCCAAAUGGCUCAGCGGCAGCAGCUGCCCCCAGGCCCGGCACCCCUCCCCAUCCUGGGCAACUUGCUGGAACUGAAGGAGAGACACUGCCCAGUGACGUACUUUCUGUGGUUCUUGUUGCAGCUGAGAGACCAAUACGGGCCUGUAUUCACCGUCCACCUGGGCCCUCGGCGGGUGGUCGUCCUCUAUGGGUAUGAGGCGGUCAAGGAAGCCCUGGUGGAUCACAGUGAAGAGUUCAGUGGGAGGGGUCACUUGGCCACGGUGGAUGACUUCGUCCAGGGUUACGGGAUUGCUUUUGCCAACGGGGAGCGAUGGAGACAGCUCCGCCGGUUCACCCUCAGCACCUUGCGCAAUUUUGGGAUGGGGAGUCGUUCCAUUGAGGAGCGGAUCCAGGAGGAGGCAUGCUUCCUAGUGGAGGAAUUCCGGAAAACCAAUGGUUCGCCCUUCGACCCCACGUUCUUCCUCAGCCGCUCUGUCUCCAACAUCAUCUGCUCCAUCGUGUUUGGCCAACGCUUUGACUACAAGGACAAAGACUUCCUGACCUUGCUGGCCAAGAUAAACGAGAACUUUGUGGGGAUGAGUGCCACCGGUGGUCAGCUGUAUGAGAUGUUUUCGUGGAUUAUGAAGUUCCUGCCAGGCCCCCACCAGCAGUUAUUCCGGAACCUCAAUGACAUCUGCGAUUUUGUGGCGGAGAGGAUCAAGGUGAACGAGGCGUCUCUCGACCAUGACCAUCCCCGAGACUUCAUUGAUUGUUUCCUGAUCCAAAUGGAAAAGGAAAGCAAAAACCCAUCAAGCGAGUUUCACCUCAAGACGAUGAUCAUGACGGUCCUCAACCUCUUUAUUGCUGGGACUGAGACAGUGAGCUCCACCCUCCGGUUUGGAUUCCUGAUUCUCAUGAAGUAUCCAGAGGUACAAGCUAAAGUGUUCCAAGAAAUUGAUGACAUGAUCGGGAGGAGCCGCGCACCAGCUGUGGCGGACCGGGCUCAGAUGCCAUACACAGAUGCCGUGAUCCACGAGAUCCAGCGGUUUAGCGACGUCAUUCCUAUGAACCUCCCUCAUGCCCUGACCAAGGCAACCAAAUUCAGGGGCUACACCUUGCCCAAGGGAACAGAGGUCUUCCCCUUGCUGACCUCUGUGCUGAGAGACCCCGAUAGCUUCAGUGACCCAGAGAAAUUCAACCCGGGUCAUUUCUUGGACAAAGAAGGGAGCUUCAAGAAGAACGAUGCCUUCAUGCCCUUCUCCGCAGGGAAACGGAUCUGUGCCGGGGCCGGCCUGGCCCGCAUGGAGCUCUUCAUCUUCCUGACAUCUCUGCUGCAAAAUUUCACCCUCACAUCUCCUGUAGACCCCAAGGACCUCGACCUCACUCCGCCCGUGAGCGGAUUCGCAAACAUUCCACCCACCUACCAGCUCUGUGCCCUUCCACGCUGA
Euleptes europaea (tarantolino) is the source of this 1500-nucleotide messenger RNA. Its product is annotated as cytochrome P450 2G1-like. Gene Ontology annotation, biological process: xenobiotic metabolic process. Gene Ontology annotation, molecular function: oxidoreductase activity, acting on paired donors, with incorporation or reduction of molecular oxygen, reduced flavin or flavoprotein as one donor, and incorporation of one atom of oxygen; heme binding; iron ion binding. The transcript has 9 exons. Bases 1 to 1500 code for a protein of 499 amino acids. Gene Ontology annotation, cellular component: cytoplasm; intracellular membrane-bounded organelle. The record is from RefSeq and is a predicted model, not a curated record. NCBI's taxonomy places the organism in Eukaryota, Metazoa, Chordata, Lepidosauria, Squamata, Sphaerodactylidae.